Molecule: messenger RNA, 1418 nt
Organism: Schizosaccharomyces japonicus yFS275
Lineage: Eukaryota; Fungi; Ascomycota; Schizosaccharomycetes; Schizosaccharomycetales; Schizosaccharomycetaceae
Product: RNA polymerase I upstream activation factor complex subunit Rrn10
Exons: 2
Coding region: 193-525 (110 amino acids)
Biological process (GO): transcription by RNA polymerase I; transcription initiation at RNA polymerase I promoter
Molecular function (GO): RNA polymerase I general transcription initiation factor activity
Source: RefSeq, a predicted model, not a curated record
AUUCUUGUUUGCGCUCUUCAUCGUUUGCACAUAGAACAAAAAAUAACCGUAGACUAAAAAAAGUUAUAUCAACAAUUCAGCGACAUUGGGAUUCUUUAUUUACAGUUUUCAAGUAAUCGUAAACUUUCGCUUUUUUUUCUAUUUUAUCUACUACGCAAUUCAUUCAUUCUCUAAGAGCCCGUUACCACUUCCAUGAAAAAAGAGAAUUCUAUUUACCAUGUUUUAAACGCUCCAACGAGUAAAAAUGGUGUAUUCGCACGCAGGAUUGACACCGAAGUGUGUACACUGCCCGAUGACAUUCUUCCCGAUUCCGAUUUAGUUCAGAGUAUUCAAGAUUUUGCCGCGGAGUAUGCAAAAGCCACAGACAAGCCUGAAUUGUUUCAAAGCAUGGAUGAAACCGCUUUACUAGCUCUUGGAAUAUAUUUUACAGAAUGGGCCAGAGAAUAUGUUGGCGACUGCCUAGACAUGUUUGAAGAGCCGAAGACGGAUGAGGACAUGGAUUUGGAGGACGAGGGCGAGGAGUAGUCUUGUUCAUUCUCAAGUAAAGAGAUAUCUACUUCGUUCGCAACUGCAAGUUUGACAAAUAAUCGGUAGCGAGAAGAGCUGCUUGGCAACCACUAGCUGCACUUGUAAUGGCUUGUUUAAAGACAGGGUCUUGUACGUCUCCAGCAGCAAAGAAUCCAGGAAUGUUUGUUUUCGGGGUUCCAUUCAAUGUUCGAACAUAACCGUGUUCGUCCAAAUCGACCUGACCACGAACCAAAUCAGUUGCUGGGUUGUGACCAAUGGCAUAGAACAAACCUUUCAUAUCCCAAACUUGUUCUUCUUGUGUGUCUACACGUUUUGUUACAAUGUGUGUAAGGGGACCGGCAUGUUUGCCUCGUGCCUCAAUAACCUUCAUGUUGUAGUGAACUUUUAUACGAGGGUUUUGGAGCAUUCGUCUUGCCAUUACGACUGAAGCAGAAAGUCGAUCACGACGAACGAAAACAUUCACGGCUGAAGCAUGCUGAGCAAGAACUAAGGACUCCUCGACAGCAGAAUCGCCGCCCCCGACCACGGCAACGGGUUGAUUGCGAAAAAUUGGCAGUGCACCGUCACAUACAGCGCAGGUCGAGAUGCCUUUCUGCCAAAAAUCCGAUUCGCCCUUUAUACCAAGCAUUCGAGGACGGGCACCGGUGGCAUAAACGAUUGAACUGCACGUGCCAUACUCAGGUGAGCUUUCUGACCAGUAUCGAAAAGGCCGUUUAUUUAGGUCUAGCUUGACAAUCGUUUCCGUAAUAAUAUUGGUACCCGCAUUGAUUGCUUGUUGUCGCAUUUUUUCCAUUAACAAGGGACCCAUGAUCCCUUUCUCAAAUCCAGGAUAAUUCUCUACCAGGGUAGUCGUCGUAAGCUGACCACCAGGCGCAUAGCCAUUUGCCAUA